This is a messenger RNA of Bipolaris sorokiniana ND90Pr, 1030 nucleotides long. RefSeq lists its product as uncharacterized. The record is from RefSeq and is a predicted model, not a curated record. NCBI's taxonomy places the organism in Eukaryota, Fungi, Ascomycota, Dothideomycetes, Pleosporales, Pleosporaceae. The transcript is spliced from 2 exons. Bases 198 to 935 code for a protein of 245 amino acids.
UUUGAUAUGUGGCACGCCCAAGGUGUCGAGAGUUUGCAAUAGGCCCCGAACAUGUCCUACCCAGGUCGGGAAAGACGACUCAGCCGCACACGGUGCUUGCUCGGAAUGUAUAACACUAUGCUGCAACGCCAAAUGACAAUUGCUACUACUCCUGCUUCUUCACUCGAGAUUGAUUGUUCCUGUGGAAUUUGACUGAGAUGGGUGUUACACAAUACCUUCGUCGCACAAGACCCGCGUCACAGCCGUCGACCACCACAGUAUUAACAGGAUGCUGGCCGCUUUUUGCCAUCUCUUUCUUACUCUCCGCGCUGUCCAUUACUAACCUGGGGCUACUGAGCUCCAUGGUUGCAUGGCUACUCCGACAAAAACACAAUGUGCAUACGUAUCAAGUCGACUGGCCGGGAAACGAAACAAAACUGAACGUGGAGCCAAAGAAUCUAUGGGUGGACCAUGGCCAUGAGAGUAAUGGUGCGGCGGCGUAUGGAUUCUUCGUGGGCCUCUUUGGCAUGGUCACAGCAUGGAGGAUGCGGAAUGCUCAACGGCGCCUAAAGAGUCUUACUGCACUCGCUGUCUUGCUCUUUCUCGCAGUUUUAUUCACCCUGUCGUGCUUCAUCUUCGCCUUCGUGGUGACGUACCAGACAACAGGUCAGCGCAUCCGUGAGCCUGUUGCCGUUAACACGGUUGGGAUGAACUACCCGGAGUUUCGUUGGACACCCGAGACUUGGUUCAAGGCUGUACGGGAUCUCCCUCUUGCGGAUCGGUCUACGCGCAGUGAGAUAGAGGACAGGAUCAGAACUAUGGUAGCAUGGCGGUGGAUGCUGCUUGUGAUAUUCUUCGUGGAUGUCGCCGCAUUUAGCAUAACAGCAAUGGCUUGGUUGAAGCAGCGGAGGGGUGUGGCAGCGCGGCCAGGGUCUAGAGAUUCUACUGAGAAGUAGGAGCGCGUACUCGGAAUCAGGUUUUUGAAGGAUACCCAUGCAGAACGUGGAACGAAUAUACUACUAUAUUGGUCAUUCCCCUGACCAUUCUCACA